Molecule: messenger RNA, 1035 nt
Organism: Eruca vesicaria subsp. sativa (arugula)
Lineage: Eukaryota; Viridiplantae; Streptophyta; Magnoliopsida; Brassicales; Brassicaceae
Source: the annotation of a GenBank genome assembly
AUGGCGCAGUUACUCUCCCCUGUUUGUACGGAUCUUUUAAAGUUCCAGAACUCUGUUCUUAACUCCAGAUCAAGUACCUCGCGGUUCUCAGCAAAGCCAAGCGGUUCUGCUUCGUCUUGGUGCUUACCUGCACACGCAAGAAGGAGACGAAGUAGCUACAUCGGAAGAUUGAGAGUUGCAACAGAGGAUGCUUCUUCUCUUUCCACCGGCGAUGUUGCCGAUGAUUACUAUGCUGUUCUCGGACUGCUUCCAGAUGCGACACCAGAGGAGAUUAAGAAGGCUUACUAUAACUGUAUGAAAUCUUGUCAUCCUGACUUGAGUGGAAAUGACCCGGAGACCACAAACUUCUGCAUGUUCAUCAACGAUGUCUAUGAGAUUCUUAGUGAUCCUGUACAGAGAAUGGUUUACGAUGAGAUUCAUGGGUAUGCAGUGACUGCCACCAAUCCUUUUCUUGAUGACUCUAGCCCCAAAGAUCAUGUUUUUGUUGAUGAGUUUGCUUGUAUAGGCUGUAAAAACUGUGCCAAUGUGGCUCCAGAUAUAUUUAAGAUUGAGGAAGACUUUGGAAGAGCAAGAGCAUGUAACCAGCGUGGCAAUCCGGAUUUGCUUCAGCAAGCAGUUGAAACAUGCCCAGUUGAUUGCAUCUAUCAAACUUCUGCGGCACAGUUGUCAUUGCUUGAAGAUGAAAUGCGUAGGGUUGAAAGAGUGAAUGUUGCUCUUAUGCUUUCUGGAAUGGGAUCAGGAGCUGUUGAUGUUUUCAGAAUGGCGAGAUCUAGAUGGGAAAAGAGGCAAGCAAAAGUUUUGAAUCAAGCCAGAACUAGAAUGAUGAAGCGGAAAAGCACAGAUGAAACACCUUCCUAUUGGGAUAACCUCUGGGGCAAAGACAAUCAAUACCAGAAAAGCGAGGAAGAAGUACAAGAACGAGCUCAGCGAGCCGCCGCAGCAGCCAGGAGAUGGAGGGAAUACUCACGAAGAGGUGUGGAUAAGCGGCCAACCUUCAAACUCCCUGACUCCUCAUCCUCCACAGGAGACAACUGA